Molecule: messenger RNA, 875 nt
Organism: Pararge aegeria (speckled wood butterfly)
Lineage: Eukaryota; Metazoa; Arthropoda; Insecta; Lepidoptera; Nymphalidae
Exons: 4
Coding region: 68-706 (212 amino acids)
Source: RefSeq, a predicted model, not a curated record
UGUUGUAAAGAGAUGUACAUUUAUGUAACGGAGUUAAAAAUAAUUGUUUUUUUAACAUAUUUAUAAUAUGUUUAAAGUGGUUUUCUUGUUAUUUCUAUCACCUGCGUAUGCGCAGCUCGAUCUUGAUAAAAACUGUAACUACACCGACUUGAUAACUAACUAUACCUUAUCGACUAUAGCAGGCACGUGGUAUCAAUUAGAGAGAAUCCCAAACAUCCUCGAAAACGGUGACUGUUCCACCACCACGUUCACCGCCAUCUUGUCCAAUGGUUUCACAGAAGCACUCGAAUUCUCCAGCAGAGAGGUCGUUAAUGGCACGCUGGUUUACAGGAACGCAUAUGUCACUUUCAAUAGAACUUCUUUGGGCGUUUUAAACUUUACCUUCACGGAUGGUACUUCUUACGAUUAUGUGAUACGACCAGCUAAAUACUACGAAUACGAGAGCCUUGUGUUGUACAGUUGCCAAAAUAAUGGCAACGGAAGUUCAGUAUUGGCGUGGAAACUGGGCAAAAAUCUGACACAAUCGCCGGAAGCUAAGAACGCCACUGAAAAAAUUAUAGCAAGUAUUAAUGAUUUAACUAAUGCAACCUGGAGGACAACUUCGUUUUCUGAUGCCGCUUGCAAAAACGAUGCUGGAGAGCAUCUUCAUGCUGGAAUGGCAUUCUACAAACUCCUCGUAGCAUUAGCUUUAGUUAAAGGAUAUUAAUAAUAAUAAUCAUUUAAUUAAAGAUUUUAAACUAAAAUGUUCGUGGUUAAUCAUCAUUUUUAAAUAUAGUUCAACGGGUACAUGCUCGUACCACUCGGGACGGGACUGAGUCCCGUCGCGACCACGAUCCAUGCAACUGGGUGAAAUAUCGACAAAUCCAAAAAUAUUA